GGACCGUGGCCACGGUGGGACCGUAGCGGGACGGAGCGACGAGGGACACCGGGCAGGGCGGGGGUCCCGCGGGGUGUUGGCCACGGGGCUCCGGGCGGGUCCGGCGCGCCGGGAUGCGCGGGGAGAGGAUGGGACCGGGGGCACCGCGGCACCGGAGGGCAGCGGGAGGGGUCGGGGGGCUCGUAGGGGAACGGCGGCGGUGGGAGCACGGAGGGACCGUGGGGACGGCGGGGGGAUGGAACGGCGGGGGUCGCCGAGCAGAGCAGAGAGCCCGGGGAAGGGGUGACCCCGGUGGGUCCGGGAGGAAUGGGGGGGAUGGGGCACGGGGUGGGCUCGGGGUGCUGCAGGGCACCAAGCGGGUGCGGGGACACUGGGGGAGGAUGGCCCUGGUGGGACCGGGGUGGGGAUGGGGGCACGAGUGGGGCGGGGUCAGCAGGGAGGGAUGGCCCUGAUGGCAUCCAGGGGACCACGGGGGAACAGGGCACGGGCAGGGCUGGGGGAUGUUGGCCAUAGGAUCAGCAUUGGCACAUCCCCCCGGGGAUGGGGGGCUGGGGGAAGCCCCCAGAUGUGUAUCCUGCUCCAUGUGAGGACCUGACAUGGAGGGGCUGCUGGCUGGGGUGGGGGCAGAGGCUGGGCACAGCCCAGGGUAAGGGGUAGGGGCUGGGAUGAGGGUCUGUGCCAUGUCCAGGGCUGCGGCUGCAGGGACCAUCCCAGCCCGGAGCGCAUAGGUGGGACUGGGCACCCCGUGGGGUUUAGGGCCACUGGAACACCCAUACACGGGAAUGCUCCCUCUGCCCUGCACCCCCAGGCCCAAGGGUGGGGAGGGGGUUUCUCCUGCAUGUCCGUCCAUCCCGGUGGUGAGUCCGUCUGUCCUCUGCCCAUCGCAGGCUCGUCAUGGCCCUGCCCCGCACGCUGGGGGAGCUGCAGCUGUACCGGGUGCUGCAACGCGCCAACCUGCUGGGCUACUACGAGACCUUCAUCCAGCAAGGGGGGGACGACGUGCAGCAGCUCUGCGAGGCGGGCGAGGAGGAGUUCCUGGAGAUCAUGGCGCUGGUGGGCAUGGCCACCAAGCCCCUCCACGUGCGCCGCCUCCAGAAGGCCCUGCGCGAGUGGGCCUCCAACCCGGGGCUCUUCAGCCAGCCCGUCUCGGCCGUCCCGGUCAGCAGCAUCCCACUCUUCAAGCUCUCCGAGGCCGGCGGGCGCAAGGCGCUCAGCAACGGGCACGCCAGCCCCGGCGAGGCCGCGGGCAAGGGGGGUGGCAGCGCCGGGACGCCCCCGGCCCGCAGCCCCACGGAGCCGGGGGAGAAGCUGUCGCCGUCAGCGGCUCCACCGUGGCCGGGAAGGAGCACCCCCGAGUCGGAGGGUGGUGGGGACGAGGAGCCGGGCGGUCCCCCCUUCUCCCCGGGCGGGAGCAGCGGGGAGCAGGCGGUGGGCACGGAGCUGGAGCCGGAGUUGGCACGGACGGUGGUGGAGAGCGUGGAGCGGCUGCUGCAGAGCUGCCCCCGGGGCGGCGAGGCCGAGCUGCGGGCGCUGAUGAAGCUCAACAAGAAGCUGGCCAAAGCUGUGGGGCACAUCUUCCAGCUGGAGGAUGGUGACCGGCAGAAGGAGGAGGAGAUCCGCCGGCACAGCGCGAUCUACGGCCGCGGCGAGGCCCGGCGCCGCGAGGGCAAGCAGCUCACCCUGCACGAGCUCAUCAUCAAUGAGGCGGCCGCCCAGUUCUGCCUGCGGGACAACUCGCUGCUGCUGCGGCGCGUCGAGCUCUUCUCGCUGUCACGACAGGUGGCACGGGAGAGCACCUACCUGUCCUCGCUCAAGGUCGCCAGGGCCCAUCCCGAGGACAGCGGCGCCGUCGUGGCCAAGCGGCUGAAGCAGGAGGCGGGAGAGCAGAGCCGUCCUGAGCUCCUGGCGCUGCCGGUGGGGCUGGAGCCCCCCGGGGCCGGGUACCGAGCCAGCCUGGAGGAGGACACGGGCAGCCUGUCCGGGGAGAGCCUCGACGGCCACUUGCAGGAGUUCGAGGACGGGCUGGCAGAACGGGGCCCUCCGCCCCCCCCAGACCCACCUCGGGGCACCAUCAAGGUGGAGCAGGAGACCAGCAGGCAGUGAGGCCCCUGGAGCCCCCCCGCCACCAUUAACGAAGCAAUAACGUGCUGGGGGACGGGUGCGGCGGCGCUCCGGGCCCGGGGAGCUUGGUGGGCGGGGGGGUCUCAUCCACAGCCCCCCGGCCCCCUCCCGUCCCACACCGACGCUCUGGUUACCUCAGCCGCGGCGGGAUGCGACUCCCCGCAGCAGCAAUACCUUCAUCCCGCCCGGCUCCGCUCCCCCGCCGUCCCCCAGGGCUGGGGAGCCCUCGAUGGACUGGAGCUCCCUGUACAGCCCCCCCCAAUCCGUGCUGACCGUCCCCCCCACCCCGGGCCCGUCCCCGCGCGGGGACAGACGCGUCGCACUGUGCCGCUCCCACGUCAGCGCUGCCACCCACGCCGGGCACACGGUCCCGUCCCCCCCCCCCCCCAACCCGCAGCGCCCACGCACCAGCCGCCAGCCCCCUCCCCGCAGCACGUGCCAGCUCACUGUGCACCCCCCCUGCCCACCCUGCGACCCCCCCCAGCACCGCAUCGGCUGUAAAUACCCCCCCCACCUCCCCCCGCAGCCCCCGCACGCGUCCCCCCCGCACCCCGAUACCUGCGUGUGCUUCAAGCAUGGUCCCUGUGCCGCGGGGUGUCACACGUGCCGUGGGGUGUCACCCCCUCCCAGCACCACGCAGGCGGCGUUUGACGGGCACUGGGGAGGUGCUGUUCCCCCCCCCCCCCCAAAAAAAACCCCUCGGGGUUCCUCCUCCUUUUCCCCUACAAACCGUGCCCAGCCCCGGGGUUCCCUCCAUCCCCCCACCCCCCGUUAGGACUGUGUGGUGUCUUUUUAGAGCAUUAGCGACUCUUCCUUUGUACCGUGUACAGUAGAUUAUUUAUUUUGUUAUUUUGGAAUAAAACUUUAUUUUAUGGCUUA
Messenger RNA from Taeniopygia guttata (zebra finch), 3000 nucleotides. Lineage: Eukaryota; Metazoa; Chordata; Aves; Passeriformes; Estrildidae. The record is from RefSeq and is a predicted model, not a curated record.